Molecule: messenger RNA, 830 nt
Organism: Dipodomys ordii (Ord's kangaroo rat)
Lineage: Eukaryota; Metazoa; Chordata; Mammalia; Rodentia; Heteromyidae
Gene: Zfand3
Product: zinc finger, AN1-type domain 3
Exons: 6
Coding region: 19-618 (199 amino acids)
Molecular function (GO): zinc ion binding
Source: RefSeq, a predicted model, not a curated record
UGGGGGUCCAGCAAGACUAUGAAUCUCUGUUCCAAAUGCUUUGCUGAUUUUCAAAAGAAACAACCAGACGAUGAUUCCGCUCCAAGUACAAGUAACAGUCAAUCAGAUUUGUUUUCUGAAGAGACCACCAGUGACAACAACAAUACCUCCAUAGCCACGCCAACUCUUAGUCCCAGCCAGCAGCCGCUUCCGACAGAACUGAAUGUAACUUCACCCAGUAAAGAGGAAUGUGGGCCAUGCACAGACACAGCUCAUGUCUCGUUAAUCACACCAACCAAAAGAUCCUGUGGUACAGAUUCACAGUCUGAGAAUGAGGCUUCACCAGUGAAGCGGCCACGACUACUGGAGAGGACUGAACGGGCUGAGGAAGCCAGCCGGUCUAAACAGAAGAGUCGGCGUCGGUGCUUCCAGUGCCAAACCAAACUGGAGCUGGUGCAGCAGGAAUUAGGAUCGUGUCGCUGUGGUUUCGUGUUCUGCAUGCUACACCGCCUCCCGGAGCAGCACGACUGUACAUUCGACCAUAUGGGCCGCGGCCGAGAGGAAGCCAUCAUGAAAAUGGUGAAACUGGACCGGAAAGUGGGGCGCUCCUGCCAGCGCAUCGGGGAGGGGUGCUCCUGAAGGCCGGGCGCGGCCACCACUCGACGCUGUUCUUAGUUCACUAAUGUUAGCCUUAUUUAGGACAAAGUCAGCCAGACACCUUGUACUGGGCACGCGUCAGACUCCAGCCACCCUGGUACUGUAGUUUAGGGGUUGAUGGUGGUUGAAAGUGAUUUCUGGCUGGUUACUAAGGUGCCUGCUAGCCAUUGUAUAAAAUUAAAACAUGAAGAAUA